AUGAUCUGUGGUUUCGAGGGGCGGGAGACCAGCGUGAGGGCCGCAGCGGGGGCGGGUGGCGGGACCGGGACGUGCGGGGGGGAGGUCCGGACAGCGGCAGGGAGCCCGGGGCGACGGCUGUCCGGCGCGGCGUCCCUCCGGUUCCGCGGCGGCGGCGCCUCUAGGCCUCACGGGGGGAAGGGAGGGAGGAAGACUGGAUCCGCAGCGGCAGCAGGAGAAGGAAGGAGAAGGAGGAGGAGCCGCUGGAGCUGGAGCCGCCGCUGCCAGAGCCGCCCUUUGGUACCCGCGGUGGGUCCCCGUCAAUGCCCCUUUCUCUCUCCUAUUGUCAAUAUCACCGGGCGGCUGAGUCCAUGGCACACGCGCAACCGAACCUUCUGGCCAGCAGCGCCCGCCUCCGGCGCCCACUCACUGGAGGCUUCAAACGGGAAGCGAGGCCUCAUUGGCCCGCAUCCGCCUUCACUCCCAUGCCAGCAUGUUCGACUGAGAGCCGAUCAGGGAUUGGCGGCGGGGGGGCGGAGAAACUGGAGGGUGGGAAGAGACAAGGCCGAGGAUUGGGCUGAGGCGCGAAGGACCCGGAUGCAGCCGCGAUCUCAGGCCGCGCUCCUGCAGCUUCCGCCAGGCGGCUCCCUGAAGCUCCUGCAAGCCAUGAUAGAAGCCAGCCCAGCGUAGUCCAUGCAGGUGGGAACGCUGUCCCUGUGCUCAGCGAUCAUUUAUCCGGAUCGACUGCACGGGCCCUCCGCCGCACAGAGCUCAGGGAAACCCAGCUCCAGACUGCAGGAGCUUGCGAGAUUUUAAUGGGCAAAUUGGAUCCGAAAGAGUUUAUGGAGAAGACUUCACUCAACUCUAGCUUGAUCAAGUAAUAAAAUAUUUAGAGAUGUGUUUCCAUCCUUGGUGAGCCCAAAGCCAAAUGGUGCAAUUCCAGAUAAUGUUAUUAGGACUCUCGUUCCAUUUGAAUGCACGCUAGGUACAUCUUUUUUGGGGGGUGGGAUGGGGUGGGCUUGGGGGAGGAAGAAAGAAAUUCUUAGUGCUAACUACCAAUGUCAGAUCACCAGUUGUUAAAAACUUGGAAGACAGAGAAAAAAAUUUUUACUUAUAAUCCCUCAACCCAGAGAUAACCCCUGUUGGCAUUUUGAUGUACUUCCCUCCAGUAUUUUUUUUCUUUAAUUUUGUAUGUGUUGUUCUGUAGCCUAGUUUUUCCCCCUCAGCAUUCGAUCAUGUUUUCUAUACAGUUAAGAAAUAAACUAUGUGCCAUAUGUACAAGUAA
Ailuropoda melanoleuca (giant panda) is the source of this 1264-nucleotide messenger RNA. RefSeq lists its product as uncharacterized. Lineage: Eukaryota; Metazoa; Chordata; Mammalia; Carnivora; Ursidae. The record is from RefSeq and is a predicted model, not a curated record. The coding region runs from base 1 to 669 and encodes 222 amino acids. The transcript has 3 exons.